UCAGCGUGCGCCUUGGUUCUACAUACCAUCUACGCCGCCACCUUCUCGAUCGAUUUUGCAGCAUAUUUAAACGUAGCAUCUGGUCAUCUAGGUGCAUUUGUUCUAGCAGACACUGUUCCACGAUCGCCAUUGUUGUUGCUUUGUUCCUUGUUACUGAAAGGAAAGUAAAAACGCCUACCGGAAAUGGCCCAACAAAUGCAGAGGAAACUCCACCGUGAUGCCCUAGCCAAUAUCAGCCGUAGCGACACCGCCGAUUUGGGAGUACAUUUUCAAAACUGCGCGCGUGGGUUGCGCCCGAGAAGCCAAAGAGGCGUGGCCUAGUCUGCUAUGUUAGUAUGCUAACCAUACUUGUGGUUGUUCCUGUUGACACUUAGCAUCAGAAGCUAACAGUCAGCUAGCUGAGUGUCCGUCGUCACGCGUCCUUGCCGCAGUAAAUCCGUCACACCUACCGAGAAGCCAAAGAGGCGUGGCCUAAUCUGCUAUGUUAGUAUGCUAACCAUAGUUGUGGUUGUUCCUGUUGACACUUAGCAUCAGAAGCUAACAGUCAGCUAGCUGAGUGUCCGUCGUCACGCGUCCUUGCCGCAGUAGGAUGCGUCCAUCAUGUCUCUCCAGGACAUGCUACAGGAUCGCAUAGGCAUGGCCAAGGCCUUGUGUCAGCGUGCUGAGCAAAUUGAUCCCGCCGUGGAAGGACGCGGAAAACUGUGCGGCAAACUCCGCGCCGAGCUGCGCUUCCUGCGCCGCGUGGAAGGCGGCCAGCUGCCCUUCAAAGAGUGCCACCUGCACAGCACCAACCUGACCCACCUGACCGCCGUGCUGGAGUCGGCCGAGAGCCUGGAGGGAGUGGUUGCCGUGCUGCACGUUGUCUCCUACCAGGACGUCGCCGGCCACAAGCAGACGCUGGUAGUGGAUGUGGUGGCCAACGGCGGGCACACGUGGGUCAAGGCGGUGGGCAGGAAGGCCGAGGCCCUGCACAACAUCUGGCAGGGGCGCGGCCAGUACGGCGCCAAGAGCCUCGUACGGCAGGCCGAGGACUUUGUGCUCGCCAGCCGCCAGCGGCCCGUCCAGUACGUCCACCCGCACGUAGUCUUUGCCUUCUACAACGGCGUGUCCAGCCCAAUGGCGCGACGCCUGGAGGAAAUGGGCGUUGCCGUCCGCGGGGACAUCGUGGCUGUCAACGCUGUGCCGGCAGGGGACGGCGGCGAGGAAGAGGAGGGAGACGAGGAUGACGAGGGGGAGGAGGAGCCCGAGCCAACCCGCGUGGACCGCAACACGGUGCUGGCCAGGCUGGCGUUCCCCGCGCAGGUCCGCGCCGAGGAGUGUGGCCGCGUCAACCUGGACAUCACCACGCUCAUCGCGUACGUGUCGUCGCUGAGCCACGGCCGCUGCCACCUGGCCUUCCGUGAGCCCGUCCUGACCGAGCAGGCGGCUCAGGAGCGCCGCCAGCAGGUGCUGCCGCUCCUGGAUGCCUUCAUGGCAGACAAGGAGCUGUAUGCCUGCCGGGCCGCCGUCUGUGACUUUCAGCUCAUCCUGGAUACGCUGGGCGGGCCCGACGAGAAGGAGCGUGCCCGCCAGCUACUGGCCCGCCUGCGCCUGGUAGACGACCGGCCGUCAGAGCGAGCCCUGGCGCUUGCGCCCAGCGCCAAAGUCAACCGCCGCUCGCUCUUGAUCUUCGGCACCGGCGACUCGCUGCAGGCCAUCACCAUGACGGCCAACAGCCGCUUCGUCAGGGCGGCGGCCAAUCAGGGCGUCCGAUUCAGCGUCUUCGUGCACCAGCCGCGAGCGCUCACAGAGGGGAAAGAGUGGAGGGCCACGCCUGUCCAAAGUUAAACGUUUAUUUUCACCGCAUACGGGAACAUUUUCAGUUGUUUUUUCUGCACAAAUAAAGCAUCCGAGGCACUUCC
This is a messenger RNA of Phycodurus eques (leafy seadragon), 1901 nucleotides long. RefSeq names its product chromosome 13 C7orf25 homolog (gene c13h7orf25). Bases 601 to 1827 code for a protein of 408 amino acids. The record is from RefSeq and is a predicted model, not a curated record. NCBI's taxonomy places the organism in Eukaryota, Metazoa, Chordata, Actinopteri, Syngnathiformes, Syngnathidae. The transcript has 2 exons.